UCAGGGGCUGAGUGGAUCUGAGCAGGAGGCCCUGAACUCUUCCAGACCGGAGUGGUCAGCCGGAGCAGGAGGAGCUGACCCAUUGGCGAGAUGGAAGUGGGCCCUGGGACUUGAGAGGCAGAGAACCCAAGAGGCUCUCCUCCCGGCUUGCUUAACUCUCUGGCAGUGUGUCAUCUAUUCCUCUUAUUCCUUCCCUGUCCAAAUUGUCUGCAUUGAGCACCUCUGUAAACCUGUUCAGGCACCAGUGAGGUUGGAGUGGGCUGUCCAGGGUCCUGAUUCUACCCUCCUAGGUUCGGGGAACUGGGGGGCCACAAAAGAAACUGUCCUCUAAAGCAGCGCCACUUGAGAACUCACAGCCGUGAUCUUUUGCUUGCCACAGCCACAAACCACCAUCAGAGACAAUCCUCAUAGCCUAACCAAAACGUGUGUUGGUUUUCAAACCACUUUUACUUCUGUCCUUGUUUGACACUCCUUGUAUCUGUGUGAAGCAGACGGGGCAGGCUCACGAUCUGUACAGUCCCGAUGAGGACACUGAGGAUGCCAGGGAGGGAGGGAAGUGCUCAGCAUUGCAGGGUAGAUCAACAGCCGAGCCAGGAUUUGAACCUAGGUUUCCUAUCCCUAUGUUCUGGGUGCCUGCGCUUGACCUUGGUUGUGUGGGGGAAGCAGUGGGACGAGGGCAUGGGACUUGGGGUCUGAGAGCCCUGGUUUCAGAUCCAAGCUCUGUUCUCAUUGCCUGUUCAUCUUGAGCAAGAUUUUUUUAAUUAAAAAAAAACAAAACCAACAUUCUGAGCCUCAGUUUCCUCAAUAUUGGCCCCCUCCCAGGGUUGUGGUGAGGUGCACAUGAAGUAAUGAGGAGCUUGGCACAUGAGAGAUGUUCCAUGAAUUUUACUUCCUUUGCUGCCUUCUCACCAUCCCAGCGGCCCAGGCAGAGGUGAGCAGCUAGGAGAGGUGGGGGUAAUGGACAGAGGUGACAAAUGGGCAGACCAGGCUCCUCAGGGGAAGGCACAGAGAGAGGGCAGGUACCAAGUGUCAUUCGUGAGGCCACUCCCAAUUUAUGGGAUGUGGUGCAAAGACUUUGAAGAGGCAAUAAAAUUCAUAUUUGGCUAGGAAAUGACAACAGCUGAGAGUCCUGAGUUAGCAAACUAAAUUCCACAUUUUUUUUUUAAUAAGGCAAGGGAUUCUGGAUAGGUAACAAAAAUCACAUUCUAAUGACAUUAGCAUCCCGGAUUAGGAAUAGGCUUUCCCAAGAGUAACAUGCCAACACCCCACGGAGAGUGUAUAUAAACGCCCCAGAGAGGCCAUGAGAAUCCAGAACCUGAGCUCUCGGCUAAGCUGUCAACUUCCUCUGCUAGCAUCAUGGCCACCCAGCUCUGCUCCCCGAUCUUCUCCUCUGGGUCUGUCAGGGGUCUCUGUGGCACAGCAGGCGGCAUCUCUCGGGUGUCCUCUGUCCGCUCUGUGGGCUCCUGCAGGGUCCCCGGUCUGGCUGGUGUCUCGGGGUCAGCCUCUUCCAUCAGGCUGGGCCUCUCUGGCUUUGGGAGCUGCUUGCCGGGUUCCUAUCUGUCCUCUGGGUACCACUCCUCUGGCUUUGCUGGGAGCGGGGGCUGGUUCUGCGAGGGCUCCUUCAAUGGCAAUGAGAAGGAGACCAUGCAGUUCCUGAACGACCGCCUGGCCAACUACCUGGAGAAGGUGCGGCAGCUGGAGCGGGACAACGCGGAGCUGGAGAGCCGCAUCCGGGAGUGGUACGAGGCUCAGAUCCCGUACAUCUGCCCGGACUACCAGUCCUACUUCAAGACCAUUGAGGAGCUCCAGCAGAAGAUCCUGCUGACUAAGGCUGAGAACUCCAGGCUGGUCCUGCAAAUUGACAACGCCAAGCUGGCGGCUGAUGACUUCCGAACCAAGUAUGAGACGGAGCUGGGCAUGCGGCAGCUGGUGGAGGCUGACACCAACAGCCUGCGCAGAACCCUGGAUGAACUGACCCUGUGCAAGGCUGACCUGGAGAUGCAGGUGGAGUCCUUGAAGGAGGAGCUGAUGUGCCUCAAGAAGAACCACGAGGAGGAAGUCAACACACUUCGAUGCCAACUUGGGGACCGGUUGAAUGUGGAGGUGGAUGCUGCCCCACCAGUGGAUCUCAACAAGAUCCUGGAUGAGAUGAGAUGCCAGUAUGAGGCCCUGGUGGAGAAUAACCGUAGAGACGUGGAGGCCUGGUUCAACACCCAGACUGAGGAGCUGAACCAGCAGGUGGUGUCCAGCUCGGAGCAGCUGCAGUGCUGCCAGACAGAGCUCAUCGAGCUGAGACGCAAUGUCAACGCCCUGGAGAUCGAGCUGCAGGCCCAGCACAGCAUGCGGAAUUCUCUGGAAUCCACCCUGGCGGAGACAGAGGCCCGCUACAGCUCCCAGCUGGCCCAGAUGCAGUGCCUGAUCACCAACGUGGAGUCCCAGCUGGCCGAGAUCCGCUGUGACCUGGAGCGGCAGAACCAGGAGUACCAAGUGCUGCUGGACGUCAAGGCCCGCCUGGAGUCGGAGAUCGCCACCUACCGCCGCCUGCUGGAGGGAGAAGACUGCAGGCUGCCUGCCCACCCUUGUGCCACGGAGUGCAAGCCUGCCAUUAGAGUUCCUCACAUCUCAAGCGUGCCCUGUGCCCCGACUGUGCCCUGCGCCCCAGCUGCCCAGCUCAGCACCCAGAUCCGCACCAUCACGGAGGAGAUCAGAGAUGGGAAAGUCAUUUCCUCCAGGGAGCGUGUGCAGCCGCUGUAACCAGCCACCCGGCCCAGAGAGGCAGGCCCUGACCCACAGGAAGGAGGACACCCCUGUGGCUCCUGGCUCUUCACAAUCCCCUCUACCCUAGAGGGACCCCCCCCCCAACCCACAGUCCCUGGCUUAGCAGAUUUUUCUACCAAAAUACUUCUUAGAUUGUGUGUUUCUGGACUUAACCGCUUUUACGCCACAUAAAACUGGGUUUCCCUAGAAAUUUACCCAAUAAAGUGUGUUCUCUUGGCAUAGCAAACU
Messenger RNA from Vicugna pacos (alpaca), 3006 nucleotides. Its product is annotated as keratin, type I cuticular Ha6. Gene Ontology annotation, molecular function: structural constituent of skin epidermis. Lineage: Eukaryota; Metazoa; Chordata; Mammalia; Artiodactyla; Camelidae. The record is from RefSeq and is a predicted model, not a curated record. Gene Ontology annotation, cellular component: intermediate filament cytoskeleton. Gene Ontology annotation, biological process: epithelial cell differentiation; intermediate filament organization.